Haliotis rufescens (red abalone) is the source of this 1583-nucleotide messenger RNA. RefSeq names its product beta-1,4-galactosyltransferase galt-1-like. The record is from RefSeq and is a predicted model, not a curated record. NCBI's taxonomy places the organism in Eukaryota, Metazoa, Mollusca, Gastropoda, Lepetellida, Haliotidae. The transcript is spliced from 3 exons. Bases 107 to 1525 code for a protein of 472 amino acids.
UCAGAGUAUUCGCAGCACAUCAGUUGCUUCGUUCGGAAUGCUUCUUAAAUGAGACGGAUGGAUGGAUAAAUCACUAAGUUUGAAGUGAGACUCUGGAUUAUGCAUCAUGGUCCGUACAAUCCGAGUCUGCUAUCUCUUCCUCAACGUCCUCAUCCUCAUAUCACUGGCAAUGAUCAUAAUGCUUAUUGAGAUGGACAUAGUCCCACCCCAGUUCUCCACAAGAUACUCCAACCGGCAAGCGGACGUACAUCCCUUCAUGUUUCCAUCACGCUAUGGCGUGUAUGACAACACUUCAGACGACGGCUCAAGUAGAAGCAAGACACCAAAGAUAUACCAGAGUGACAACGAUACGUUCUUGCCCUACGUGUCUCAGGCAAUGAGGAAUCAAUAUGGUGGGUUUCAAAGAGUCGGUGGCAUGCCGGAAGUGUUUGUGUAUUCUGCGACCUUUGACCGUCGCGUUGCGCCACCUGGGAUAAAAGCAGUGGUUAUCUCCCCUGUCAAAUUGCCGACGUUGACGUUUCACUGCGUGUUCACGUCGCCAACAUCCAGUGCGUUCCAUGUCAAUGGGGACUUCAAGCUGAUUCCUGAGCCGAAAUGGAAUUACACUUACAGAUCGGGUGUCGUCACCUGCCCUCUACCACGUGGGGUUCGACCCAAGACGGUGUCCCUGGUUGCACCAGGAGUCCAGGAAGUCCUCAAUGUGCUGCCCAUCCGCUACCCCCCACGCCGCCCGACAAACAACCUGACUCGCUGCUACCCAGCUUUCCACAGCACAUACAACGAUGUUUCCAACUUGAUAUCCAACAUAGAAAUCAGCCGAGUGUUUGGUGUGGAGAAAUUUGUGUUUUACAACUAUGACAUGAAUGGCACAGUAAGUCAGAUCUUGAACCAGUACCAACUAGAGGGCAUCGUGGAGGUGAGAAACUGGUACCUUCCCAUACCCCACGAGUCGAUACACUACUGGGGCCAGCUGGCGGUGAUACACGACUGUCUCUUCAGCCAAACGGGUCUGUCCAGAUUUGUCCUCUUUGCUGAUGUCGAUGAAUUUGUCAUACCCAGGAAGACGACAUCCAUCAUUCAUCUCGCAGAGUCUCUCCUGUUUGACGAUAGCUUCACGGGUAAAUUCUUCGGCGCUCUGGCUUUCAGGAACGUGUUUUUUCCAGCAAUCCUCCCUGAAACAAAACAGAUCUUCCCCCAGAAGUAUGCAGCACGGGCGUUCAACAUCUUCCCCCUCCUCCACUUAACCCAUGCACAAGUCCACCAGGCGUAUUAUCGGUCGAAGGUCCUCGUUAUUCCUGAAGCCAUUGAGUUCCUCUGGAUCCACUCGGUGGAGAAGUUCAAAGAGAAGUGGAUUCCCAGGGUGGUUGACGGGGACGUCGCUCUGCUCCACCACUACCGCUACGUCCCCUCCCCCGACAUGAAGCAUCCCUGGGAUGAUGACUGCCUUCUACUCCGCUACAGCUCGGUUAUUGUGUCAGCUGUUCGGAGGCGGUAUUCUAGGUUAACUAAACUGGGCAUAUUGUAAUGUCAUAUUGGGUAAUGUACAAAUAAAGAUUAUAUUCGUGUUUGAAUCUCUCAAUACA